Grosmannia clavigera kw1407 is the source of this 1608-nucleotide messenger RNA. Its product is annotated as GTP-binding protein. Bases 1 to 1608 code for a protein of 535 amino acids. Gene Ontology annotation, molecular function: GTP binding. The transcript has a single exon. Gene Ontology annotation, cellular component: mitochondrion. The record is from RefSeq and is a predicted model, not a curated record. Lineage: Eukaryota; Fungi; Ascomycota; Sordariomycetes; Ophiostomatales; Ophiostomataceae.
AUGCAGAGCAAUCUGCGGGGUCCAUGGGUCCUGGCGUUUUCGCUUCCACUGCGGCGGAAGGCCAUCGAUGCCAUCUGCUCUCCGAUUCCGUCACGACGAGCAGGUAACUGUCGCCAGCAGCAACAAUGUUUCUCGUCCGGCCGGCCAACUGCAGCAGCUGUGAGGGUGUCUCGGCCGACCAGACCGACAAAGACGACGAAGCCAACCAACACAGCUAAGACGGCCAAGACGACAAAGCCGGCACCGACGGCCAAACCGCGACCAACAACCCCAGCAUCGUCACCUGUGCCACGACGAGAUGAGGUCGUGCGGUCGCUGGCCUACGUGCCGGCACUACUAGGCGAUGGGGUCGAAGCCGGAGCAGCCGCAGCAGCUUCGGCUCCGAUGCCCAGCAGCCUGUCGCUGGACCGUGCGACGGCGCUCUUUCUGCAGCCGGCGCCACGGUUUCUCUACUCGGCGCCGCGGUUUCUCCACCUGCCGGUGAACACGCGGAUGCCCGAGAUCUGCAUCUUGGGCCGGUCCAACGUGGGCAAGUCGACACUGCUGAACGCGCUGGCCGGACUGGAGACGGGUGGUCGGGCCGGCCGCAGUCACGGUGCUCGUCCGGGUCGUCUGGGCUUGGCCAUCACGAGUGCCCAUGCCGGCUGCACGGUGAUGAUGAAUGGGUACGGCUUUGGGCCACCGUUGCGGCCUGGAACGGUGGUGUUUGAUAGUCGUGAAGGGGACACCAACAGCAACAAAAAGAACAACAAAAGUGCCACGGCCACCACACUCGCUUCCCGAUCACAGCGGAGAGCCCAGAAACCCGGCGAGCCGUCACCGGCCCACAGUCUGGUGCUGCUGGACAUGCCCGGCUACGGCUUCAUGUCGCGGUCGGAGUGGGGCACGGAGAUUGCAAAGUACCUGCAGCGACGCACGACACUACGCGGUGCCGUGCUGCUGGUCGACGCCGUGGCCGGGAUCAAGGACGGCGACCGCCAGGCGUUAGCAAUGCUGCGCGAUGCCAACGUGCGCACGACGGUAGUUCUGACCAAGGCAGACAAGCUGCUGGGGUCCGGGUCGACGUCCGGGUCCUCGGCGCUGGCAGGAGACGAAAAGAUUCGCGAGAGCUGUCUGCACGUGUGGGAGACGUUGCGUUCCAUCGAGCGCGACAGCUGGGGCGCCGUGCCCUGGAUGGAGGGCCAGGGCUGGGACCGGGCCGUGCUCGUGACGGGUGCCGGUGAUCCCAAAGGCGGCGGUUUCGGCGUCGCCGGCACACGGCUGGCCAUCUGUCGUAUGGCCGGACUGGUGCAGACGGCGAGGCCAAAGGCUGCUGCCGAGAGAAAUCGCAGCAGCAGCAAAACCGCCAAAAACACACCAAAACACGCUAACACCACGAAAAACACUACCAAAUCCACAGACACAGACGUCCCAGUCGUGCCCUUUGACCAGAUUCGCUGGACCGAGACCAGCACUGAAUCGGCCAUCGACCAGACCGAGGAACGCCGGAUCAUCGCCGACAUGGAGGCAGCGCGGCAGGAGAAAAAGGCACAGGCCGCACUGGCAAGCUCUGGUCGGGCUCGACCCUGGAGACGACGGACUGCUGGCCGUCCAUCUGCAUCGACGUAG